Penicillium odoratum is the source of this 1791-nucleotide messenger RNA. RefSeq lists its product as uncharacterized. The coding region runs from base 1 to 1791 and encodes 596 amino acids. The transcript has 7 exons. Lineage: Eukaryota; Fungi; Ascomycota; Eurotiomycetes; Eurotiales; Aspergillaceae. The record is from RefSeq and is a predicted model, not a curated record. Gene Ontology annotation, molecular function: FAD binding.
AUGUCACCACUUUUUCAAGCACCCUUAGAGGUGCCAGUUUUGAUCGUUGGAGGGGGUCCAUCAGGUCUUCUUCUGGCCUUUCUGCUUGCUCAACUGAAUGUUCCGUCUUUGAUAACUGAACGUUAUCCAACUAGACUAGCAGCCCCCAAGGCACAUGCUCUUUCGCCCCGAUCUCUUGAAUUUUGUCGCCAAGCGGGGUUGGAUGUGAAUGAAAUUCGCAAGAUUGGUAGCCCUCGUCAGGAUGCCUAUUGGGUAAACUUUGUUACAAGUUUGGCUGGUAAGCAGGUCGGGCGUCUGCCCUACGAGCGCAUGGAUCAUGAAGUCCUCCGUGAUACUCCAACGAUGAUCCACAACAUUCCACAGCCGGCAUUUGAGGAGCUCAUUGCCAAACGACUAUCGAAGAGAAAUCUGGUGGAAAUUCGUAAGAACCACUCGUUCGUGAGCCUGGAGCAGAGGGAUGGAUACGUUGUGACUACAAUCGAAGAUCGCGAGUCUCAAAAGGAGUACCAAAUCAAAUCCCAAUAUGUUAUUGGAUGCGAUGGCGCCAAAAGCGCCGUUCGAAAGUAUCUUGGCAUAUCGAGUGACGGGGAAGAAACUUGUGAAACUAUGAUGACAAUCCAUUUCAAUGCCGACUUGAAACCCGUGAUCAAGGACAAAGUUGGUAUGCUGCACUGGAUCAUGGACCCAUUGGUCUCUGGGUUUAUCAUUGGGUAUAAUUUGUCGGGGAAUCAAGUAUUGAUCUGCAACUUCGAUUCCGAAAAAUAUCCCGUGGAGUCCUGGGACGAAAAGCACUGUCGCGAGGUCAUCGAUGCAGCUAUUGGAGUCAAACUACCCUAUGAUGUGCUGAGUUAUCGGCCAUGGAUUCUUAGCCAGAAAGUAGCCCAAUCUUACCGCAUGGGUCAGGUCUUCCUUGCUGGAGAUGCCGCUCAUUCAUUCCCACCUACAGGUGGCCUUGGCCUGAACUCGGGACUAGGCGAUGUCCACAAUCUGGCGUACAAGCUUGCCGCAGUCCUUCAUGGUUGGGGUGGUGAUGGUCUUCUCGACACCUACCAAUCCGAACGCCAACAAGUGGCCCAUGUCAACUCCAACCAGAGUGUUAAGAAUGGCAAAAAAAUCUUUGGUCUUCUCAAGGCAUUGGGUACGACUAAUCCUGAUGUGACCAUUGCCAGACAAAAUCUCUACCACAACAUCCAGGACCCGGAAGCCAUGGUCGAGAUCAACAAAGGAAUCGAAGGCCAACGGGAACAUUUCGAUAACCUCGGGCUACACAUUGGAUACGUAUAUGGCGAUACGGAAAUUCCCUCCAAUGUGUCCGUCUAUCAACCUUCGUGUGUGCCCGGUGCUCGACUUCCACAUGCAUGGAUCAAGGUCGCUCCAGGGCAACUACCACUUCCUGCGAUAGACUGCAGCUAUGUAAAGGAGUUUACCCGAGAAGAGAUCUCCGAGAAACAAUAUUCGACUCUGGAUUUGUGCCAUCUUGAUACAUUCACUCUGAUUGUUGAUAAGAUCAAUGCAUCUAAAUUCCACUUGAUGGUGAAAGAAGCAUUUGCGACUUUGCCCGCAGACAUCCAAAAGAUCUUACCUCUGACAGUGAUAGUACUGGGCACCGACUUUGAACUGCAAGCAGGAGUGGAGAAUCUACAGUGGACUGAUUUGAUGGGAUUGAAGAUUCAAGGUGUUCUUGUUCGCCCAGAUCAGCAUAUCCUAUCUUGCAUUCCAAGCACGGCAGGGCCAGAUGAGUUAUUGCAUGCCUUGAGAGGGCAUCUUGGAUGGUCCGAGGGAGGAGACUAA